AAAAAAAUGAAUAAAUUCCACAUUCUUUUACUUCUACUAGUGAUUUUGACAAUUACCGUAUUGAGUGAGGCAUCUCAUCCUGUUGCUCUUGAAAAUUCUGAUUCUCGUAUGUUGGUGAAAAGAGAGGUUGCAGCAAUAAGGGCAAAACGUUUUGGAUGGGGUUGCUGUGGUGGAGGCGGUAUCGGACUCUUCUGGGGCGGCCGAUGAUUCUUAAUUAAAAAGAAUUAUGUAUUUGUGGAAUAAAUAGAAAUAUAAAAUAAUAAUAUUUAGAAUUAAUAUUAAAUUAGAAAAUUACUUUAUUUUUAGUAUUGUCUAGAUUUUUAUUCUCAAAUUAAUAAAGAAUCUAAUUCUGACAUUUAAUGUUUUAAUCAGUUCUUAAAUUUGAGGAUUUUUUAGCUCCAAACUUCUAGCUUUCCUUCUCUUAGAUAAUUUAUAGUGCCUUAGAAUUUUUUCUGAACUGGUGUUUAAUUGUAGAUAAAAAUUGUCUGUAAGU
Messenger RNA from Meloidogyne enterolobii, 493 nucleotides. The record is from the annotation of a GenBank genome assembly. NCBI's taxonomy places the organism in Eukaryota, Metazoa, Nematoda, Chromadorea, Rhabditida, Meloidogynidae.